UGAAAGGGCCUCCAUGGGGCUACAAUGGAUGUGAGAAAUGGUGCUGUUAUGUGAAGUAGUCAGCAAGGAUUGGAACAUGGGGGCUCGGGGGCCAUGACAGGACACAUGAUGCUUAUUCUAAGGACACUGAGGAGUGUAUCAAGUGUGUUAAGUAGGUGAUACAACAGCGUGGAACCAGAGUAAGGCAAGCUGUAGAGAGAAAGAUGUGCAAAAUAUUUUGCAGAUGUAUUUUAUUCUUAGAUGGAGAGGCCCUUGGAGUUGGGCAAUGUGACCAGAGUCCAGGAGUUUGUCUUGUUGGGUUUGUCCACAAGGCCAGACGUAAGGGAUGUUCUGUUUGCCGUCUUCCUGACCCUCUACCUGCUGACCCUCCUGGAGAACACGCUCAUCAUCUACCUCAUCUGCAGUCACAUUGAGCUCCACAAGCCCAUGUAUUUCUUCCUGGGCAACCUGAGCUGCCUGGAGAUGUGCUAUGUGUCCGUGACCAUGCCCAGUCUGCUCGUGGGGCUGUGGACUGGACCUUACCAUAUUUCCUUCACAGCCUGCAUGACACAGCUUUUCUUCUUCAUAGUCCUCAUCUGCACAGAGUGCACCCUCUUGGCCUCCAUGGCUUAUGACCGCUACGUGGCCAUCUGCCGCCCACUCCAUUACCCACUGCUCAUGAGGCCCCAGGUCUGCCUGGGCUUAGCCUUGUCCUCAUGGCUUGGGGGGCUGUUGGUCUCGGUGGCCAAGACGACAUGCAUUGCCAGCCUUUCCUACUGUGGCCCCAAUGUCCUCAACCACUUCUUCUGUGACGUCUCCCCUCUGCUCAACCUGUCCUGCACCCACGUGGCCCUGACGGAGCUGGUGGACUUCAUCUCUGCCAUCGUCAUCCUCUGGGGUUCCCUUCUCAUGGCCAUCACCUCCUAUGUGGCCAUCGGGAGGGCUGUGCUCCACAUGUCAUCAGCCGCUGCCCGCCGCAAAGCCCUCUCCACCUGCGCCUCCCACCUGGUGGUGGUGGGCAUCUUCUACUCAGCCACUCUCUUCAUCUACGCCCGUCCCAGCCGCAUAGAAGCCAUGGACCUCAACAAGGUGCUGUCUGUCAUCUACACGGUGGUCACACCCAUGUGCAAUCCCGUCAUCUACUGCCUGCGGAACAGGGAGGUCCAGGCAGCAUUCUGCAGAACCCUACACCAGUCCUGAAGGUGACGAGCAGACAGGCCAUGGGGGAGAUCUCAA
Molecule: messenger RNA, 1215 nt
Organism: Felis catus (domestic cat)
Lineage: Eukaryota; Metazoa; Chordata; Mammalia; Carnivora; Felidae
Product: olfactory receptor 5
Exons: 1
Coding region: 241-1179 (312 amino acids)
Biological process (GO): G protein-coupled receptor signaling pathway
Cellular component (GO): membrane
Molecular function (GO): olfactory receptor activity; G protein-coupled receptor activity
Source: RefSeq, a predicted model, not a curated record